Molecule: messenger RNA, 3752 nt
Organism: Chara braunii
Lineage: Eukaryota; Viridiplantae; Streptophyta; Charophyceae; Charales; Characeae
Source: the annotation of a GenBank genome assembly
CCAGGUCCACCAUCUGUACGAGAAUAUGACCAUGUUCACUGUUCGGUUCCAUUCGGACAGGGACUGACAUCGGUGGGAGAGUCUGACACGUUCGGAGGCGACGAGAGUGACAAGAGAUUACCGAUUCUGACAUCUGACAAGAACCCUGAUGAGGGUGUCGAGAGGAUGGCAUCACGGCAGGAUAGUAUAGCAGAUGGAAGACGGAUGGCCUGACUGUGGCCAAAGGGGGGGGUAUCGAUAGAAGAACAGGGGAUGUGCCUGUCUCCCACCCGCCGCCCGGAGACUUAUGGAAAUCAGAGAGGGAAGGGGCUUCAUGAGCGCAGGAUACAAUCGUAAGAAGAAAGGAACAACAAAAACCCAAAAGAAAAAGGUGAUCGGAUCGGGGAGCAUUCUGAUUUGGAUAAAAAUUAUUAAAAAUAAAUUGGAUUGGAUCUUGUGAAGAGGAUGAUGGCGCCCAUCGCUGGCAGGAGCAAGUGAAUUCGACGGCACGACCAGGACUGGAGGUGGGAGGCAGGAGGAGAAGAAGAAGAGGGAAGAGACAACAGCAGCAAGUGAAUUCGACGGCACGACCAGGACUGGAGGUGGGAGGCAGGAGGAGAAGAAGAAGAGGGAAGAGACAACGACGACGACGACGGUAGUAAAAGAAACAAGAGGAGGAGGAAGAGGAAGAGGAGAAGUGCAUUUGAGCUCCCAAGUUGCAGAAUUCGACCGACCCUGCUCUCUUGAGGGGCAUAUUUUGAUUCACUAGCUGUCAAUCUAGCGGAUUCCAACCUUAUCCAAACCUUAUCCAAACUUUUAUCCAAACUUUAUCCAAACCUUAUCCAAACUGUAUCCAAACCUUAUCCAAACCUUAUCCAAACUUCAUCCAAACUUCAUCCAAACUUUAUCCAAACCUUGUCCAAACUUUUUCCAAACUUUUUCCAAACCUUAUCCAUUGUGCUUGCCUCUCUGUGAUUCCACCCUGCCUGCGGUGCUGCUGAGGAGGCAGAGGCGUUUAGAUUUUGGGUCGAGGAGGGAGCUCCCUGCAGUUCAUUUUCACUUCAGACUUUUGUUUGGGGGAUAAGGUUAGGAUAAGUUUGGGAUAAGGUUGGGAUAAGGUAGGGAUAAAAGGUCGGACCACGUGACGGCCGUCUGGAUAUUAAGAUUCGAACAUCAUGGGUGUUGACCUGGAUCUUGUCGUUUAUGCGGAUCUUCUGGACCCUGAGAUGUUCUGCCCCAUCUGCACUGAUGCGCUAUCCAGCGAAGACGCGUUGGAAACGCCAUGCGGCCACGUGUUCUGCAGCGGUUGCCUGAUUCCCUUUGUACGGACGUACACUCAAUGCCCUCGUGAUCGACGGCCAACAAGAGCUGCAGAUUUGAAACGAGUGAAAGAUCACAAUCCGUUCGUCUAUCGCUUGUUGGGAUCCCUGACCGUUAGAUGCAAAAAGCACAAAGAGGGUUGCACGUGGCAAGGAGAGUUCUCUGAAGCUUCCUCCCACCUGGCUAACGGCUGUCCCGAGUCGAGGCAGCGUUCCUGCGCCGUAGGAAACGGUUCCGUCAUCAUCAACUCCACCUCCACGUCCUCCUCCUCGCUUUCUUCCUCCCCCUCUCCCUCCUCCUCCUCCUCCUCCUCCUCCUCUUCGGCCCCUUCCCCAACCUCGGUUGCCUCACCUGUAUCCCAUCUGCUCGACAAGACGGAUUCGGUGAUCUCCGCUGGUGCUGCACGCUUUAUCCCCCCCCGUUUAUCCAGUCUGGAUAAGAUUUUAUCCAGAUUGGACAAGGUUACUUCGCCCUCCUCUACUGGCGGAAGGGGGGAUCGUUCGAUUGCGGAGAACGCUGUGCCAAACUCUCCCUCUCCCUCUCCCUCUCCCUCUCCCUCGCACUCCCCCUCUCCCUCCAAUUGCAAUUCUGGAUCUUGCUUCGAGUGCUUCCGACGAGAGAUUGAGCUCCGCAAGGCCAAAGCAGAGAACAAAAAGAAGGAGCUGCAUAUCGAGGGCUUGCGAUCUGCGCUGUCCCUUCUGGUCUCGCUCGUCGAAGAUAGCUGCAACGAUACGGCCAAGGUUUCCACCAGGGAAAGAGAGAAGAUGACGUCAACGAAUAUGGAUAUUUUGAAAACGGUGCAGCAUAUCCUUCUACUGUGAUCAUAGUGUACUUGAAGAAGUGCUGAGCUGGCCGAGGAGGAGGAGGAGGAGGAGAGAUCUCAGAGAUGGCGUGAGCUGGCAGAGGAGGAGGAGGAGGAGAGAUCUCAGAGAUAGCGUGAGCUGGCAGAGGAGGAGGAGGAGGAGGAGAGAUCUCAGAGAUGGCGUGAGCUGACAGAGGAGGAGGAGGAGAGAGCCCAGAGAUGGCGUUAUUCCCCGCGAUAGGGGAGAGUUAAUUUGUUGGUGACAUCAACGACAGCAAAAACGGAGGUACGGCGCAAAUCUCCUUUUUCUCUGGCAUGACAUGUAGGGUGACGUCAAAAACAAAUGCUUGUUGACGUCAGCGAUUCCCCGUUGUUUUUUAGCACACGACGGCGCUCGCGGUCGAGCUGGAAGAUGUGCGAUGUUGACGACGUCAACAAUAUUGAGACGGUGCUGCUGCUGCUGAAAACGGACAGUGCACGACCAACAAAGCAAAAAGGCGGGUGAGAGACAUGCGAUGUCUCUGUCUUUUUUUUUUCUCUUCUUUUCUUUUCUUUUUCUUUUCAUCGGGAAUUAGGACACGUGAACCUCACGGCUGGCGCUUGUUCAAUAGGCGUGUCUAUUGUUGUUGUUGUUGUUGUUGUUGUUGUACUAUACCAUAGUGAUUGCUAUUCCAUUGCAGCCGCAUGGACUGUCUGGCUCUCACUACCUCCUUUUGGAUUGAUGAGCCAAUGCAGGUUUUCGCUCGAGUAGUGUGAAUGUAUACAAGCUAACUUUUCAGUCCGAUGCAGACAGUGCAGGUUUUCGCUCGAGUAGUGUGAAUGUAUACAAGCUAACUUUGCAGUCCGAUGCGAUGCAUGGAUGUAAACUAUCUUUCGGAUUCUUCAACAGUUCGAUACGAUGAAGUCUUCUUUUGGCUUUGAUGAUCCAUAUCUUACUCAGCACACCCGUUACCACAGAUUUCUCGCUCGAGUUUCAAUAGAAAAAAAAUAGAACUUAGAUUCAAUAGAAUAGUAUAUGAGAAAUAGGAGGGUAGACUAACUCUCGUGGAAUGUAACUAUGGCGCUCGGGGUGCUAUUCGAUUACCGUGUUCCCCCGAAUAUAGCGCACUCGCUUUAAAGUUGUAUCCGUACUAUCGGACUAUAAAGAAAGCUUGUAUAUGGGUAUUGCGGGGUGCGUUGUGUUCGGGGUAAGACGGGGAAAGACGGUAAUAGUCGUACAAGGUCGCGAUGUGACCUCGUCAGGAAAGGUAGGUCUAUGUGAACGUGCCAGUUUUUUUUUUGUUUUUUUUUGUCUGAUUUGGCCUUUUGUUUCUUAUCCUUCAGGAGGUGAGUUCUUAGAAUACAAUCGUAUCCAACCCCCCAUCUGUGAAUAAAAAAAAAUGUAGUGGCUGUGGCUCUGGUUGUGGUUGUGGCUAUGGCUAUGGCUAUUUUGUGGCUAUGGCUAUGGCUAUGGUUGUGGUUGUGGUUGUGGCUAUGGCUGCUAUGGCUAUGGCUAUGGCUGUGGAAAUUGCGAUGACUAUUGCUGUGACUCUUUGUUGAAUCAUCAGGGCAUGGAGAUGGGGCGUGUUUGCCUAUUAAUUUUGGGGCGAUCAGCACAAAAUCGUAAUAGACAUUGUUCAAGCUAAAACAUGAGUAAAUGGGCAUUUUGUCU